Messenger RNA from Mitosporidium daphniae, 1107 nucleotides. RefSeq names its product protein phosphatase 5. Gene Ontology annotation, cellular component: nucleus; cytosol. NCBI's taxonomy places the organism in Eukaryota, Fungi, Microsporidia. The record is from RefSeq and is a predicted model, not a curated record. The transcript is spliced from 6 exons. Gene Ontology annotation, molecular function: protein serine/threonine phosphatase activity. The coding region runs from base 1 to 1107 and encodes 368 amino acids.
AUGUCGAGUGGUAUUUUUGAGGCCAGAUUACGAUUUCCAUUAGAUCCUGAACAAAAGAGGCUGAAAGACUUCAACGGUCGCUUACCUUUGAAGCUGCCAUCCAUAUUCCCCAGAAAGAGCUCUCCAUCUCCCUUAUUCUCAAAUCAGGUUCCGCCAUCUGGUGUUUACACGGGUCCUCGUUUGCUGGAUGAAACAAAAACGAUAUCCUCUGUGCACGAUAUCCUUAUACCGAUUCAAUGGAUUUGUAACGAGCUGGUUCCUUUUCUUCGAGAGAAGACACCAUCCCUUCCCAUUCGAUAUGUUUACCAGAUUAUGUUCAAGGCAUAUGAAAUGUUCAGGCUCUCUCCCCGCUCACCUCUUGUAAGGGUGGAUGUUCCCCACAACUGUAAGAUCACCAUUUGUGGGGAUGUUCACGGCCAAUUUUUGGAUUUGAUUAACAUUUUUGAGAUUAAUGGAUGGCCGUCAAAGUCACACUACUAUUUAUUCAAUGGCGAUUUCGUCGAUCGAGGCCCCUUUUCUGUCGAAACCAUAUUGACUCUUCUUUCGCUCAAAUGUGCAUUCCCCUCUUCCUUCUUUAUGAAUAGAGGAAACCAUGAGACAUCAACGAUGAACAAAAUUUAUGGCUUUGAGGCGGAAUUGACAAAAAAAUACUCCUCCUAUCCAGAACUUUUUGGACUUUUCCAGGAUCUUUUUAAUUCUCUUCCUCUUUGCCAUGUCAUCCAAUCGGAGAUUUUUGUAAGCUACCAUAUGAUCGUCUCCCAUGGCGGGAUUCCUCGUGAAGGAGAUAUCACGCUGGCACAGAUUGAAAAGAUCGACCGAUUUUCUCCUGCGAUCCAAGAUAGUAGGCUGGAAAUGCACUUUACUAACCUUACAGAAACAAUCGUGGAGGACCUACUUUGGGCAGAUCCAACAGAAGGAACCGGCAUCCUCCCUUCACAGAGAGGAACAUCGGUCAUGUUUGGAAGUGAUAUUACAGAGAAAUUUCUUGCGACCAAUAAUCUCAAACGCAUCAUCCGCUCACACGAGUAUAAGGAAGAAGGUUAUGCAACCAUGCAUCAGGGAUGUUGCGUUACAAUAUUUUCUGCUCCAGGAUAUAUGUAUGUCUAA